Messenger RNA from Anopheles darlingi, 4446 nucleotides. It is a transcript of the gene shi, whose product is annotated as dynamin. Lineage: Eukaryota; Metazoa; Arthropoda; Insecta; Diptera; Culicidae. Gene Ontology annotation, cellular component: synapse; cytoplasm; plasma membrane. Gene Ontology annotation, biological process: receptor-mediated endocytosis. The record is from RefSeq and is a predicted model, not a curated record. Gene Ontology annotation, molecular function: GTP binding; microtubule binding; GTPase activity. The coding region runs from base 634 to 3225 and encodes 863 amino acids. The transcript is spliced from 15 exons.
GUUUUUUUGUGCGCAAUCGAUCGCAGCAGCCAGCAGAGGAAAAAGUUAAAUUUUUCUUCCGAUAAUCCUGCUCGUCCAGCUCCGUGUGUGCCGUCGUCGUCGUCUGCAUCCGUGCAAUGAUGUAGAGGACUUCACCCGUUCGGCCACGGUUCAAAGUGAAGUCCAAGCCCAACCAGAUAUUACAAGAGCAACCGAGAACGGAAGUGCCGAUAGCCAGCAAGUAGUCUUGAGUGCGUGCGUGCGUGCGUCAAGGCAUCGUUCCCCAAAGCAAAACCCCAAGACCCGCAGACCCACGGCAGGCCAAGGGAAAAAUACAGAUUGCGUGUGUUCUUGCGUGCGUGCGUGCGUGUGUUUGUGCGUGUGUGUGGGAAGAACGGACGGAUAUAGUUGGUAGUGUUUUUCGUCUCUUCCCGAAAUCUUCUCCACGGUCGUGGCGAGUGGUGAUGCUGCCGCUGAAGUGUACGAGACAAAAUUGAUUGAUCCCGGACGAAUCGCGUAAAAGGGGGAACCACCACCACACGCAUCGACGGCUGCGAGAGACACGGCCGAAGCGCGAAACGGUCCGAGUGAUUCAGGGCGAGCCAGAAAACACCAGAUCAACGGACGGAACAAGUGUAGAGAUCAGCCGCCACCAUGGAGUCGCUAAUUCCGAUUGUGAACAAGCUGCAGGAUGCGUUCACCCAGAUGGGUGUGCAUAUGCAGCUGGACCUGCCACAGAUUGCCGUGGUCGGUGGCCAAUCCGCAGGAAAGUCGUCUGUGCUGGAAAACUUCGUCGGAAGAGACUUCCUGCCUCGUGGCUCCGGUAUCGUUACUCGUAGACCUUUGAUUCUGCAGCUUAUCAAUGGAACUGUCGAAUUCGGUGAGUUCCUGCAUCAGAAGGGAAAAAAGUAUACAAACUUUGAUGAAAUUCGGGGCGAAAUUGAGGCUGAAACGGAUCGCGUUACCGGCAGCAACAAGGGCAUCUCGAACAUACCUAUUAACCUACGGGUGUACUCACCUCAUGUACUCAAUCUGACGCUUAUCGAUUUGCCCGGUCUGACGAAGGUGCCGAUCGGUGAUCAGCCGGCCGACAUUGAGAAUCAAAUUAAGGGCAUGAUUUUCCAGUUCAUCCGCAAGGAAACAUGCCUGAUUCUGGCCGUCACCCCGGCCAACACCGAUUUGGCGAACAGCGAUGCCCUAAAACUGGCCAAAGAGGUCGAUGCACAGGGUGUGAGAACGAUCGGUGUUAUCACUAAGCUCGAUCUCAUGGAUGAGGGUACAGAUGCGAGGGACAUCCUCGAGAACAAGCUGCUACCAUUGCGCCGUGGUUACAUUGGCGUCGUAAAUCGCUCGCAGAAGGAUAUCGAAGGACGCAAGGACAUUCACGCUGCGCUUGCCGCUGAGCGCAAGUUUUUCCUUAGCCACCAGAGUUAUCGGCACAUGGCCGACCGACUGGGUACACCUUAUCUGCAGAAGGUGCUCAAUCAGCAGCUGACUAAUCAUAUCCGCGAUACGCUGCCGGCUCUGCGCGAUCGUCUACAGAAGCAGUUGCUCACACUCGAGAAGGAUGUUGAACAGUUCAAGCACUUCCGACCGGACGAUCCGAGCAUCAAAACAAAGGCUAUGUUGCAAAUGAUCCAACAGCUGCAGUCCGACUUCGAGCGCACAAUUGAAGGUUCCGGUUCGGCGCUGGUUAAUACCAACGAGCUGUCCGGUGGUGCUAGGAUCAAUCGAAUUUUCCACGAACGAUUGCGCUUCGAAAUUGUCAAGAUGUCAUGUGACGAGAAGGAGCUGCGCCGUGAGAUUUCGUUCGCCAUUCGUAACAUCCACGGUAUUCGCGUCGGUCUCUUCACACCGGACAUGGCGUUCGAGGCAAUCGUCAAGAAGCAGAUUGCACAGCUGAAGGAACCCAUCCUUAAGUGUGUCGAUCUGACAGUGCAGGAGUUGUCUAACGUGGUUAGAAUAUGCACAGAUAAGAUGGCACGCUAUCCACGCUUGCGCGAUGAAACGGAACGUAUCAUCACGACGCACAUCCGGCAGUGCGAACAGAAAUCGAAGGAGCAGAUGAUGUUGCUGAUCGACUACGAGUUGGCCUAUAUGAACACCAACCACGAGGAUUUCAUUGGCUUCGCAAAUGCUCAAAACAAAACUGAAAAUGCGGUCAAGACGGGUACGCGCAACCUAGGAUCACAGGUGAUCCGUAAGGGUCAUAUGUGCAUUCAAAAUCUGGGUAUCAUGAAGGGUGGUUCCCGACCCUACUGGUUUGUGCUAACGUCCGAGAGCAUUUCCUGGUUCAAGGAUGAAGAUGAGAAGGAGAAGAAAUUUAUGCUGCCGCUGGACGGCCUGAAGCUACGAGACAUCGAGCAAGGCUUUAUGUCGCGGCGCCAUACCUUCGCGCUAUUCAAUCCCGAUGGCCGGAAUGUGUACAAGGACUACAAACAACUGGAACUGUCCUGCGAAAGUACCGACGAUGUAGACUCGUGGAAAGCAUCUUUCUUGCGAGCCGGUGUCUAUCCCGAGAAAGAUGCUCCUGCCAAUGGCGACGAGACUGAAGGAUCGGAGAAAGCUCUAUCACAAUCUCAAUCUGUGGUAGAAAAUCCAAAUAACUCAAGUGGUGAUGAAAGCAGCGAGGUCGGCCAGAGUGCCGGUUCGUUGGAUCCUCAGCUGGAGCGACAAGUCGAGACGAUCCGCAAUCUGGUGGAGUCUUACAUGCGCAUUGUCACCAAAACUACGCGCGACAUGGUCCCGAAGGCCAUCAUGAUGCUUAUCAUCAACAAUACCAAGGAUUUCAUCAACGGCGAGCUGUUAGCCCAUCUAUAUGCUACCGGUGAUCAGGCUUCGAUGAUGGAGGAAAGCGCUGAUGAAGCACAAAAACGCGAAGAGAUGCUGCGAAUGUAUCACGCCUGUAAGGAAGCACUGCGCAUCAUUGGUGAUGUGUCAAUGGCUACCUUUACGACACCUGUUCCGCCGCCGGUGAAAAACGAUUGGCUGUCGAGUGGUCUCGACAACCCGCGACUAUCCCCACCAAGCCCUGGUGGUCCCCGUAAAGCUGCUCCGCAGCAACAGGGAUCGCUUGGUUCCAUGGGAGGUGCUCCUGCUGGUCGUGGUCCGCCACCGGCACCGGCCAGUGCACGGCCUGCUCCGGCAAUACCGAAUCGUCCUGGUGGUGGAGCUGCCCCACCGUUGCCGGGUGGCCGACCAAGUGGCCAAGCCCUACCGGCGCCUCUGAUUCCAUCGCGACGUUAAAAACUAACUAAAAAGUAGCGAUCAAAGCGAAGACAACCACAAAAACUGAAACAGUCUUCUCGCGAUUUCAACAUGCUAUUUCUGUAGAAUUAUAAAUAUUGACAUGAAACCUCUAUCUACACAUACACACACGCGUUAGACGGCAGAUGGUUAGCGCAGAGCAAGGAUUGAUUAACGAUACGGGAGAUGGGAGUAAUGCGAAAAAAAUACUCUUACAUUAAGAACCCGUUUAGUCAAAACAAGAAACGCCAGCAGUAUAUGAACAUAUGAAACCCAAAACGGAUAUCGCAAUACUCGUUCAUGGCGAAUAGAAGUAUCGGAUAACGCGAAGCAUUGAAAAUAGUAAACCCUAUGUGGUAGCUUCCUUUUAGGCGCGUUUAAACGUAAAUCAUCACUAAACCACUCACACUCAGCAACAACAUAACGAAUCAACGAAACAUAUAUCGCAGGUACAAUGUACAAAAAAGAAGGAAAAGCAAAUCGAAAAUCAUGUUGCGCAUACAUAAACCCUAUUUACCAAUUGAUGUUUAGGGAAGAGAUGGACAAAAUCAAGCACGAAAGCCUUCUAUAGUUGUCCUGUCCUAAGGACCACGAAUUGGAUGUUUCAGAGUGGAGUGAACAAAAUGCCGAUAGUAAAAAAGGGCACUAACCCUAUUCAGUUCACUUUUCAGUUCUCGAUAAAAGCAUUUUGAAUUGCGACCCGUUGUUGAAAGAGAUGAAACAGAUUUAUAAAAUUGUCCGAUAGAAAAAUUGAGCGAUAAAGGCUCAACUUCAUGUGUGUGGUGGUGGUGUGGCGCCCAAGUUAGUUAGUUUUUUUUUGUUUCGCCAGUAUGUGCGUUAGGAUGUGGAGAUGGGUUUCAUAAAUAAGGAAGAUGACACCCUGGUGUGUCCAUCCGUGUGUGUGUGUACAUCUAUGUUUUGGGGAUACCUUGGUGCACACGUUAGCAAAUCGAAGGAACAGGCGAACAUGUUUCCCAUGUUAACCAUUACUUUUCCCGUCUUCCUUCCUUCCCAUUCGAUUCGACGCACAUACAUAUUCGUCGCCAUCUAAUGUCGUAUGAUAAUAUUCGCUACCAUGGCUACAGACGUCCUGGAGGUGCCGGCGCAGGUAUGGCGCAGAUGAUUCCGGCCAGCACGAGACAGCAAAUCAACCAGCAGGUUGGCCAGGCCGUGACCAACGCCGCCAUGAACGAGCUGUCGAACGUGUUCGCUUCGAAGUUC